Molecule: messenger RNA, 448 nt
Organism: Sorex araneus (European shrew)
Lineage: Eukaryota; Metazoa; Chordata; Mammalia; Eulipotyphla; Soricidae
Gene: ATP5MJ
Product: ATP synthase membrane subunit j
Exons: 4
Coding region: 129-311 (60 amino acids)
Cellular component (GO): mitochondrion
Source: RefSeq, a predicted model, not a curated record
CGUCCCUUCCGCCUUCCCGGCGUGCCGCGCGCGGCGCCUGCGCACUCGGUGACCUUCCGGGCCGUCGGCGGGGCGCGCGGGGCUGCGGGAGCUGCUGGGGCUGCUGGGGCCGAGGGUCCGCCGCCGCGAUGCUUCAGAGCCUUAUGAGGAGCGUGUGGACGCCCAUGAGGCCCUACUACACGCAGGUCUACCAGGAGAUCUGGGUCGGCAUGGGGCUGAUGAGCUUCAUCAUCUAUAAGAUCAGGAGUGCAGAUAAAAGAAGUAAAGCUUUGAAAGGUUCGAGCCCGGCGCCUGCCCAUGGCCAUCACUGACCAGCUGCCCCCGGAGUGCUGCAGACCGGCGGCGGCCCUGCUGUGAAUGUCGGCGUGCCGUCCGGAGGGGCUGUGGACGGCCAGCGGACUGUAGGGAACCCGUCCUCGUGGCACAAAUAAAUGUCCUGUAAGAUGUG